AUGGCCACCCUCACGACACGCCCCGACCUCCUCCUCGUCGCUCUGAGAAGGUCCCGCCCUAGGACGCUUCGCGCCCGCGCCGCCGCCGCACCACGCGUCUGCGGCGCUCCCGUGCCAACGCGGGCCACGCGGCCGCGGCGCGUCUUCCUCGGCCUCGGCGUCGCAUUUGUCGACCAGCUCGCCUCCAUGGCCCCGAGCGGCGCCCCGUCCCGCUCGUUCGUGGCCGCGGCGCGGCCAAGGCAGGGGGUCUCCCCGGUCGAAGAGAUUUUGAAGAACGUGGAGUGGCCGGACGAGUUCCCUUUCAAGCCCGACGACUUCAGCCGCUUCGACGAAUCAUCGGAUGCCGAGUUCUACUCAGCUCCCCGUUUCGUCACGCACAUUGAUGACCAAGCCAUCAGGGCUCUCGCACAAUACUACUUGACAUAG
Molecule: messenger RNA, 426 nt
Organism: Lolium rigidum
Lineage: Eukaryota; Viridiplantae; Streptophyta; Magnoliopsida; Poales; Poaceae
Exons: 3
Coding region: 1-426 (141 amino acids)
Source: RefSeq, a predicted model, not a curated record